AUCUGUUGAAGGAUGUCAUCAAAGGAGACAACGAGGCAAGGGGCCUCAGAAUCAUCUACCCAAAUGAUACUCAAAGCGUAUUUUGAUGAAGAUGGCGUCUUAACAGUGGAUUUCCCUCACACGGAACAGACGACGUGGUCUCACGCUACAAGGUGGACAUAUACACCUUCAUAUGGGAAAUGUAAAAUCGUACAUACACGAGAAGUUCAGGAAUAUUUGUGUCAGCUAAUGCGUUCUUUGAACAGAUUAGCCAAUGUGACGUUGGCGAGUUUGCAUAAUCCUGAAGGGAAAGUAAUACUUGUCUUCAAACAUGCCACAUUGGAUAGUGCCUUUAACACGAUCCUUGAAUUCCUUGAUGUGAGAAACAGGGUCUUAACGUUUCUACACAACGUGCAAAUACCCGUCGAGGAUAUGAAAGUGAGUGUUCAGUACGUUGGAAUAAAUCAACCGACGGAGCAGGAUGUCAAAGGGAACAAGUCUAUAAUUGAUUGGACGCCGAACCAUUCUCCACCUUACAAAGCAGAAACGCAAUGGGUCUGCAAAUCUGAUAGCACCAAUAUUUUGACUGAAGAUGAGGCACACAAGAGUCACUUAACCCGCUUCAAGGAAGAUAUUUGUCAAAAGUUUAGAGCCUUUUUGAGGAGAGUUUCGACUGGUUCCGUGAUAUUUACCUUCCAUCAUGAACACACAGAAGACGCUCUGGAGAUGGUCAGUAAACAUAGGGAAGUGACAGCCAUGAUCCUGGAGUGUCUCCAUGGGAUAGAUUCUACAGUGACGGACAUCCAGAUUCAGGUCCAGCUGCAAGACUUCAUAGAUCCUCGUUCACUGCCUGAACAUGGCGACCAGGAUAAAAGAUACGUGGACAAACAGGAACACGACAAUGUGGUAAAGGACCUGUCAGAACAAGUGGCAACCUUGACGCUACAAUUACAAGAGAUGAAGGAGAAGGAACGAGCACAACUGGCAGACAUAUGGUUGUGGAAGACGAGGCCAGGUUCUCCUCAGCCCUCAGAAAGCAGUGGAAUCUGUACAUCAACAAACACAAUGACAGAUGUUGGUGUUGAGGAGUUUCAGGAUACCACAGAUCUGUCAGAACCUGAAGACGGCCGCCGUCAAAAAGGGGGCGCCAGUAACCCACAGCACACGUCUGGAACCAUCACUGAUGUGAGAAGACAACCCGCAGACACGAGGCAGGAACUGAAGGCCACAAAGGAGAGGAUGCACAGACUUGAGAUCGCACACCGCAAAGCCUGGAGACGGAUGGAAGCACGGAGACCUGGACCUACACAGAAGUCUGAUGUACCCGCCACGAUCAAAGAGGGGGACACACGGAAGUAUGGAACCCGCUCCAGACCUGACACACGAGCGACACCGACACCCGCACGGAGAGACGCCCGGGCAGACGCCGACCUCCAUGCCGCCUGCAGGGAGGGGAACCUGGCGGAGGUGAAGCGGAUCCUGGACACAGGUCGGGCUGACAUCAACUGUAGAGGUGUGCUCGGGAUGACACCGGUGAUGGAGGCAGCGCAGUGGGGACACAGGGAUGUGGUGGAGUUCCUUGUGAGUCGAGGUGCUGAUGUGUCACUGGUGGACGAUGACGGUGACAACACCCUUCACUGGGCCUGUCGGGGAGGAGACAGGAAGACAGUGGAGUUUGUCCUGUCUCUGGACGAGCUGGACAUCAACAGUAGAGGAGAUGGGAGUUGGACACCGGUGAUGAGGGCAGCAUGGCUGAGACACAGGGAUAUGGUGAAGCUCCUUGUGAGUCGAGGUGCUGAUGUGUCACUGGUGGACGAUUACGGUGACAACACCCUUCACUGGGCCUGUGUUGGAGGAGACAGGGAGAUAGUGGAGUUUGUCCUGUCUCUGGACGGGAUGGACAUCAACGCCAGGAACAACGACGGGAAGACAGCGGCUGACGUGGCGAGAGACGGGCGACGUCAUCAACUGUCGGAUCUCCUGGUGUCACGUGGUACACAGUGAAGUGAAUGUAGUGUUGAUGUAGACAGUGAUGGAGGACAGGUCGUUACUGACACUGACGUGGUGUGUGCCGUUCACGACGUCACGUUGUUUAUAAUUCAGUAUGAAGGUGAGAAUAUUUGUUGUGUUUGAGGAGAAAUAAAACUUGUUGAGAACA
Molecule: messenger RNA, 2137 nt
Organism: Haliotis rubra (blacklip abalone)
Lineage: Eukaryota; Metazoa; Mollusca; Gastropoda; Lepetellida; Haliotidae
Exons: 12
Coding region: 13-1983 (656 amino acids)
Molecular function (GO): protein binding
Source: RefSeq, a predicted model, not a curated record